Messenger RNA from Platichthys flesus (European flounder), 2044 nucleotides. RefSeq lists its product as uncharacterized. The record is from RefSeq and is a predicted model, not a curated record. NCBI's taxonomy places the organism in Eukaryota, Metazoa, Chordata, Actinopteri, Pleuronectiformes, Pleuronectidae. The coding region runs from base 203 to 1060 and encodes 285 amino acids. The transcript has 11 exons.
AGUCUUAUAUGAGGCUCUUGACUUUCACUUUGAGACUCGAGCUUUUCUUCCACCGGUCAGCAAUGAACUGAUUCGUUUACCGGAUUUGAGCUGUAAUGUCUUUUUAUCAUCAUUGACAUGUUCGUCUGGCCGCGAACCAGUAGAGGUGUGGAUCUGAACUGGUUUCUGGCUGUUUGAACUGUGAAGAGACGGAGAAGGGAAGAUGUGGCACAGUGUGUUCGUGCUUGCAGCCCUGUUGGCUCGCGUGUCCUCACAGGCUGUCCCGGCAGCGAUGAAGCUUCAGAAGAAGGUGGGCGAUGACGUCGUCCUCAGUCCUGACUCCGUGACUGGUCCCAUCAACCACAUCAUCUGGAAAGAUGGCCAGAACAUCGGCGUCCAGUGGGAUACACCCGACUCAGAGGUUACUUACAAUCGUCAUUUUAAAGGGCGCACGAGCCUGAACACUUCAACUGGAGCGCUGACAAUCAGGGGACUGAAUCGAAAUGACAGCACACUGUACACCCCGGAAAUCAACGGCUUCAUUUCCACUCCCACUCGGCUCAUCGUCCUCGCUCCAGUCCCCGUUCCCAAAGUAACUGCAACCUGCAACGAAGAGAAGAGCAGCUGCACUUUGACCUGCGAGGGAAACCUCACAGACGUGGAGCUCGUCAUCUACAACUGGAAGCUGGACGACGUCCCAAUGGGGAACGCCCCUAAAGAUCACCACAUUGAAAAGGAGGAGAGUCUGAAUGUAAAGGAGUUCAGCUGCGAGCUGGAAAAUCCUGUUAGUCUGGAGAGCAGCAAACGCAUCGCCAACCCGUUCACCACCGACACGACGCCUGAAAGGCAAGUGAAUAUCAACACUGGACUCAUGGUGUUCCUCUCCCUGCUGGGAGCUGUGGGGCUGCUGACUGCCAUACACAGGUGGAGAGCAGGGAUGUGGUUCUUCCAGAAAGAAUCCAUGCCUUGGGAGGCAGAUUUCUGGAGCAAGGACGAGAGGGGGUCAAGAGAUGCUGAGACUAAUGGAACCACGACUCGUCGAGAAAGGGGACGAGACGACGAGGAAACUGCGCUGACAUAAACGAACAAAUGGAGAAAACGUGCAGAAACAACGAUCCCACAUUCCACUCAUUAGCCACAGAGAAGGUUUCACACUUGAGGUAGAGCUCAGCUCCAUCUGAGGUUCGCUCGGAAAAGAGAUUUCAGGACAAAGCCAGGAAACUCAGCUUUCCUGUGACCGACACCAAACCUGGCACCAACAACUGCCCCCCCGACUCAUUAACCCAGCGGCCGGGUGUAGUUUCUAGUGUGGAUGUCACGCAGCCUCAUGGCGUUGGAGCACAGCAGGACUUUCAAUAAGGUGGAAGAGGGACGCCAUUGUUUGGUCCAGGCCGACAGCAACAAUACAGGCUUUGUGCCGAACUUUUCCACCGACUCCUCUGCAGCCAGUUUGCUAACUCGUUUAAAUACAGGGGAGUUUUAGCUCAAGGUCAAUCAAUUGUUGUUAUUUUUGGAUGUAUGAUCUUUUUUAAAUCUUCUAUUUAUUUGUCCGUUAAAUGUUACCUCUAUAUUUUGCUCUGAGUUUUUUAAAUGUUUAGUUUUGCAGCUUUUAAACACAUAAUCAAACUAAAGCAAAAAAGAGCAAAUUGAGAACAAAAUUUAAAUGUCGAGAAUAAACUUGAAAAGAAACGCAGACAUAAUCUCCCCAUUUUCCACAUGUUGACUUUUCUUGAAAUGCAGAAGGGUGAAAAAACUCUUCCUCUUUUCCUGCGUAAAUUAGAUCAGGUGACACUUUCCUGGUUUUACUCCGAGUCCUUUUUGUAAUUUUUUCCUUGUCGUUUUGAAAGCUGAGGAUAUCAAGUUUUUAUUUUAACCAACAAAAAAGCACUUGUUCUUUUUACUUUUGGGAGUUUUAAAAGGUUCGAGACAUUUCGAAACCAGAGGCACUGAGAUAUUUAAAGCCUGCCUGCUGACGAUUUGCUGCAGUGUGAGAACAUGAAAUGAAGAUAUGUACAAGUGUUCUUAUGAAGGUGAUAUCGAAUAAAACUGACAGAAUAUCAAAUCA